AUGUUUCACCGGUGGCAUGUUGUCAAUAAUACCUUCCGAGCCGAAUCAAUAUUAAUAGCUUUGCCGAACGGUAAGGCAUCCCCAACAAGCUUUGGGUGUCCUGAGAGGUUGUGGCAGAUUUGGGUCUGCGAUUUGCCAUUCGGACAGACCACAUAUUCGAGAGCUUCUAACCAGCAUGGUGGUGCAACGGAGCUUCAUGGUUGCUUUGAGCAUUGGUCUUGGUGCCGAACGAGAAUAGAGCCAGUGCCGAAUGAUUUCCCAAAUUUUGAGAGAGUGGAUAUCUUCAGCAUAUUGAAUUCCAUUUUCUGGUUCCGUAAGUCCCAGCGUUCGGCAAGUGGUGAGCUCGAGAGGUUUUGGCGAAGUGAGCUAGCUCAUCCUUGUCCUACCGAACGGUAG
Messenger RNA from Prunus armeniaca (apricot), 396 nucleotides. The record is from the annotation of a GenBank genome assembly. NCBI's taxonomy places the organism in Eukaryota, Viridiplantae, Streptophyta, Magnoliopsida, Rosales, Rosaceae.